AUGGAGGUGACGCUGCUGUUAUUAGACAAGGCAUCACCCAGUGAGAGUGACCAUGAGUUAUUGGACCCGUUCGUCUCGCUAGCUGAAUUUUCCGUUUCACCUCCUGGUGGAUUCAGAGAUCAUCCUCAUAGAGGAUUUGAAAGUGUUACAUACAUGUUGCAAGGAGGCAUCAUUUACCAAGACUUUAAUGGUCAUAAAGGUACAAUCCAUGAAGGAGAUGUUCAGUGGGUGACAGCAGGAAGAGGAAUUAUUCAUUCGGAAAUGCCCGACGAAGAAGUUAACAAUGGCAUACAGCUCUGGAUCAACCUCUCUUCCAGUGACAAGAUGAUCAAGCCAAAAAACAAAGUAAUAUCCAGCACUGGUAUUCCGAGAGCAGAGAAAGAUGGAGCAGAGGUCAAAGUCAUAGCCGGAGAUUCAAUGGGAGUCCAGUCUCCUUUCUAUACAAAAACACCAAUCAUGUUCCUUGACUUUACUCUCGAGCCAAGAGCUCAUACCCACCAGACAAUCCCAGAGUCAUGGACCGCCUUUGCCUACGUUAUACAAGGCGAUGAAGGCGUGUUUAGUUCCUCAGACUCUUCCACAGUAAAAGCACAUAAUGUUGUUGUAUUUGGAACAGGAGAUGGAGUUAGCGUGUGGAAUACGUCAAGCUCUAGGCCAUUGAGGUUCUUGUUGAUUGCAGGGGAACCGAUCGGGGAGCCUGUAGUUCAGCACGGACCAUUUGUGAUGAACUCACAGGCUGAGAUUGAUAUGACAAUUGGGGACUAUCGCAAUGCCAAAAAUGGAUUUGAAAUGGCUAAGUAUUGGAGGUCAGAGUGAAGAGUUUGAAGCU
Molecule: messenger RNA, 829 nt
Organism: Capsella rubella
Lineage: Eukaryota; Viridiplantae; Streptophyta; Magnoliopsida; Brassicales; Brassicaceae
Product: putative pirin-like protein At3g59260
Exons: 7
Coding region: 1-816 (271 amino acids)
Source: RefSeq, a predicted model, not a curated record